This is a messenger RNA of Gloeophyllum trabeum ATCC 11539, 2241 nucleotides long. RefSeq lists its product as uncharacterized. The record is from RefSeq and is a predicted model, not a curated record. Bases 1 to 2082 code for a protein of 693 amino acids. NCBI's taxonomy places the organism in Eukaryota, Fungi, Basidiomycota, Agaricomycetes, Gloeophyllales, Gloeophyllaceae. Gene Ontology annotation, cellular component: cytosol. Gene Ontology annotation, molecular function: A2-type glycerophospholipase activity. The transcript is spliced from 9 exons. Gene Ontology annotation, biological process: glycerophospholipid catabolic process.
AUGCUGCUCCCAUUACCAUUGCUCGCCCUCACCUUCGGUCUCUUCGACGGCGCCGCCGCCCAGGGCUCGGUGACCGACUAUGCGCCGACGACGAACGUGAAGUGCCCCGCGGCGCCCCUGGUGCGCGUGUUCACGCCGCAGAACCAGUCGCUGCACCCGCAGGAGCAGGCGUAUAUCAGCACGCGCGAGAGCACCAUCCUCCCGGAUGCGUGGAAGGAGUGGAUAGGCGACGGGUCGGGGAUUGGGUACAAUGCAAGCGUGGUGCAGGCUAUGCAGGGGAAUUGGAGUAGGAUCGGCAUAGCGAUUAGUGGGGGAGGGUUUCGGGCGGCGCAGUAUGGGGCGGGCGUGUUGAGUGGCCUGGAUGCGAGGAAUGAGAGCGCGAAGGCGGCGGGGACGGGGGGCUUAUUGCAGGUGGCGAGCUAUCUCUCCGGGCUGUCAGGCGGCUCGUGGAUCACUGGAUCGCUGUAUAUGAAUAACUGGCUGACAAUCAAGGAUAUGGUGUUUGGAAACGGAGGGAAUCUAUCCGGCUGGCUUCUGGAUCUGAACCUGGCAGCGCCCGCUGGCAUCGACCUCUUCAACCAAGACAACCAGUACUUCUUCGGUAGUCUAGUAUGGAGCACGACCCGGUCGAACUUCUUCACCAACGAUAGCGCGCAUGGCGCAGGCCAACUGUGGUCCCAGAUCCCAGAGACACCCGCGUUCCAGCAGUACAUCCCUCCGUUCCCCAUCGUCAUGUCCGAUUCGCGGCCCGUGGGAUCUAAUCUCACAACCGCCUUGACGCCAGAGCCGGUCGUAUAUGAGAUGACCCCGCUCGAGUUCGGUUCCUGGGACCCUAACCUAUCCGCCAUGGUUAACAUGUCUUUCGCCGGCACCCACUUCGUCAACGGCACGCCGCCCAAUGAUACGGCGUGCGUUACCGGAUUCGAUCAAGCUGGCUUCAUCAUGGGGAGUAGCGCGAGUCUGUUCAAUCAAAUCCUAGAUUUUGGCACUAAUACUUUGACGGGAUUCUCCUCGCAAGAUGCGUCGGGGCUGCUGUAUGUGUUGAGUCGGCAACUGCAGGAGGUUCGAACGAGAGCUAAUGAUGUUGCUAAUUGGCCCAACCCGUUCCAAGGGUUGAAAUCGCAGACAUUCGAAGACUCUAGUUCCGAUUGGUUGGAGCUCAUUGACGGAAGUUCGAACGCGGAGAAUGUGCCGCUCGGACAACUAUUCGUUCGUGCUAGAGGGCUGGAUGUGAUCGUAGCGGUCGAUUCCAGCGCUGACCAAUCAACCACUUUAUGGCCCAAUGGAUCCUCGAUAGUAGCGAGUUCGAACAGGAUGUCGACAAUAUUGUUGGCCUCUCAUCAAAAGUUUCCACCUAUCCCUCAGACUCCUGCCGACUUCAUAUCGACAGGGGUGAAUCGUAGACCCACUUUCUUCGGCUGCAACCCGACCCAGAAUCCACCCGAGUAUCCCAUGGUCAUAUACUUCCCAAACUCGCCGCCUCUCAAUGGGGAGAACCCAGUCACCAAUACCGGCACGUUCCAAAUCGCCUACACACCCAUUCACACCCGCAUCUUCAUCGACCAGGUGCACAAUAACACCAUCGGCGGCUUCCUCCCCAACACGACCUCGCCCGACCCAAACUUCGGCAAGUGCCUGCAAUGCGCGGCGGUCGACCGCGCACGGUAUAAGCUCUCGCCGAUGCCGCCGCGCUCGGACGUGUGCAGCCAGUGCUUCGCGCAGUACUGCUUCGAUCCGUGGAACCCGCCGAGCCAGAACGAGCUCCCGGGACGGCAGUUUGCCUUCGUCGACCCGGAUCCGCAGGGCGUGAGCGGGGCGCUGUCGUUCUUUGCGAAGAACAAGGCAGCGUUGAUUGGGGGUUUUGUGGGACUGUUCGUCGCUAUCGCGCUGCUUGUCACCUUUUUGAUAUGGUGGAAGAAGCGCAAGCACCGUGAGGCAGAGUAUUCCGUUGUGAAAGACUUGCAUGAUGACGAUGAUGCUGCUCUUUUGGCAAGCGUUGGCCUUGAUAAGUACGAGUUAAAGCCUCGGAGACGGGGUUUUUUCAAAGGGGGCGAUAGAUCUGCUUUUUCCUUCGGGUUUUAGACGUUGCAUGAGGUUUUAUGAACGCUAUGCUAUCACGCGCUCUUCUGUUGUCUGUUGCUCUCUGGUUUUGCCGAACUCUGCAAUUCCUCGCUUGGACGAUCUUGUAAUGACUGUUACUACAUGUGCAGCUAUAUCUUUCGACUUGCCCUCCAUAUUUCC